UGUGAUCUCGUUUCCCCCUUUAAAACAGCGGAACUCUCCCCGAAGGCGUAACUGCUGCUAUCGCUGCUACUCUCGAUCGGAUUGUCACUAAAACACAAUGGACGGCAGGAGCUACGGUUCUGGUUACUCCAGCUGGGGAGGUGGCGGGUCAGGAAGCAGAGGUUCCGGUGGCUUUGACCUAUAUGGGGGAGGAUAUAAAGACUCGAUGUCCGGGCUCGGGGGCUACGGGGGAGGGGGCCACAUGAAGAGAGGUCUCUCAGGAGCAUCCCUGCUCUCGUCCACGGGCACACAUGCAGAUGCAGUCAUUGCCAAGAUUAACCAGCGCCUGGACAUGCUCACUCAGCUGGAGGGGGGGCUGAAAGGAACUCGGAGUGACAGGUAUGACCACUACGAGUCAUUCGACUCGCGCGCCUCCGCUCUCACCUCCUCCCGAGAUCUCUACAGAUCUGGCGGCGGUAGCUAUGGUUAUGGCGAUGGUCGUGAGGACAACAUGCUGUUGAGUCAGCGAGGAGGCUCGGGCUUCGGAGGGGGAAUUGGGCUAGGGGGAGGAGGAGGCUUUGACAGCCCCUCCUCUUCCUAUGGAGUCGCUAAAAUGCGACAGAAUAUGAGAGAGUCGUUCAACAGUGGCCAGGGAGGAGGCUCUGGAGGUGGAGGAUGGCCUGGAGCAGGCCGACGUUCCCCCAGAAGGGGUGGAAGUGCCGGGGGUCGAGAAGCUGGAGGAGGGUUUGGAAACCGCAGGUCUGACCCCACUCCAUUAGGCGGAGGUGGGCGGGGAAGUGGCAGUGGUAGCCAGUCCCACCGCGGCCACUCUCCAGGAGGUGGUAGAGGCAAGCUCCCAUCCCUCCUGUCCAACCGCAUGUACCCCGAGAGCGGGGGCUUCCAUCAGGGUUCCACUCAAGGGCCUCACGACUUUCCUGGGAGGCAUUUUGGAGGGGGCCCACGGGCUGGCCGCCAGCGAGGCCGCAAGAGACCCCUCAACAAACAGGUGAAGCCACAGCGGGAGGUCCAGAAGAAGAGGAAGCAGACUCUUACUGCAGCGGAUGAGCCAGAGUCCAAGAUAAACCGGACAGAGAGUGCAGGAUCAGAAGCUUCCCAAGAGCGAGCGGAGAAAAAUGGGGACGACGUUGAACCAAAAACUGCAGCUGCGGAGAUGAAACCUUCUGCAGAUGGAGAUAAAGCUUCACCCAAACAGGAGGAGAAGAAAAGUCCGCCGGGCAAACAGACCCCGCCCCCCAGUCAGGACAAGCACCCGAAGAUGAGGAAGAGGAGGGGCUUCCUGGAAAGGGUGAUGUUCGCCUGCUCUGUGUGCAAGUUCCGUUCGUUCUACAAGGAGGAAAUGGAAACUCAUCUCGACAGUCGCUUCCACAAGGACCACUUCAAGUUCCUCUCCGGCCAACUGUCCAAGCCCACGACAGACUUCCUGCAGGAGUAUUUGCAGAACAAGUUUAAGAAGACAGAUCAGAGGGUCGGCCAGUUGGAAAACCACAGCGCUGCUAUCUGCCAGGUGUACAAAGAGCAGGACCUCACCCGGGAUCUCGGUAUGGAGCACUUCAUGAGGAAGGUGGAAGCCGCCCACUGCGCAGCAUGUGACCUUUUCAUUCCCAUGCAGCCACACCUGAUACAGAAACACAUCAAGUCUCCAGACCACAACUUCAACCGCAAGGGAAUGAUGGAGCAGUCCAAGAGGGCCAGUCUGUCAGUGGCUCGUAGCAUCCUCAACCACAAACUCAUCGGCAAGAAGCUGGAGAGCUACCUGAAGGGUGAAAACCCGUUCACUGGUAACCUAGACGACCAGGAUCCAGAGGACUCGAUGGUGAUGGACGUGUCUGAGCUCGAGUUAACUGGCGAUGGAGCAGACAGCCAGACCGAUGAGGGGCCACCCCAGGAAGAGCCGGCAGCUGAGGGGGAGACGAGCCAAGAGGUGGCCGAGGAUGAAGAAGAAGAAGACGACGCAACAGAAGAAGAAGCAGCAACAGAGGCAGCAGUAGAAAAAGAAGAAGCAGCAGCAGAGGAGGAGGAAAAGAUGGAGGCUGAGGGGCAGGAUGGAAAGGAGGAGCAAGGGAACCAGGAAGAGGAGGAAGGUCUUGAAGUGGAGGAGGAGGAAGAGGAGGGAUACGUGGUGCACGAUGAGAUUGGCGAUGACGAGGGAUUACUGGGUGAGGAGGAGGACGAGGGAGUAGAGGCAGCCGAGGUAGAGGAGGAAGACAAGAAGGAUGAAUGACUUUUGCACAGUGUGUGUGACUUGGACCCCCCCCCCCCCCCCAGGCAGGCCCAUACAACCUAAUCUCAUGAUGCUAAGAAAUCUAAAUCCCUGCUCCCUCCAUUUCACUGCCGAUGACUCUGAGCUUGUAUCGUUUUAUUUUUGUUAAAGGAGUAGCUCCACAUGUUGGGAGAAGCUGUUCUUCCCGGAGAUGAGACGCUCUGAAAGGUUUAGCUGCGUCACGUCGGCCUCUCUUCGGGGGGGUUAGUGUUUCCUCUUCAGACUUUUCUUGUGCCUUUUUGUUCAAAGUAUUCUUAAUUUGGAUUAGGUGGUUUAGAAUUGUUUAAGAUGAAAGAUUGUGUGUACUUCUUUCUUAUCAGUGUACAUAAUGUGUCCUCUGCCAGUGUCGUGGAGGGUUUUCCAGCGUUUUGGUCAAAUCUAGAAAGUGAGUGUUUUUUAUUCUACAGCUGGGGGAGGGGGAGGUAAUCGACUGUCUGUAGAAUAAGUAUUAUAUUUAGAAUGGAUAUCAGUCAUGUAACAAACAAAUAAAUGUGUUGAAUAAA
This is a messenger RNA of Cottoperca gobio, 2763 nucleotides long. RefSeq names its product A kinase (PRKA) anchor protein 8-like (gene akap8l). Lineage: Eukaryota; Metazoa; Chordata; Actinopteri; Perciformes; Bovichtidae. The transcript has 13 exons. Gene Ontology annotation, cellular component: nucleus. Bases 98 to 2221 code for a protein of 707 amino acids. Gene Ontology annotation, molecular function: DNA binding. The record is from RefSeq and is a predicted model, not a curated record.